Molecule: messenger RNA, 5223 nt
Organism: Leptonychotes weddellii (Weddell seal)
Lineage: Eukaryota; Metazoa; Chordata; Mammalia; Carnivora; Phocidae
Gene: SYNE3
Product: spectrin repeat containing nuclear envelope family member 3
Biological process (GO): nuclear migration
Cellular component (GO): meiotic nuclear membrane microtubule tethering complex; cytoplasm; nuclear outer membrane
Molecular function (GO): actin filament binding
Source: RefSeq, a predicted model, not a curated record
GCCGGGGACGCAGGGAGGAGGGCGGCUGGGCCGGAGCAGCCCGCGGCGCCGUGCUCCUGCAAGCUCGGGACCGGCCCCUGCAGCUGCCAUGACUCAGCCACCCCAGGAGGGCUUCGACAGGAGCGUGGAGGACGCCCGGGCGUGGAUGAAGGCCGUGCAGGAGCGACUGCAGAUCAACGACAACACCCAGGGGCCCCGGGCAGCCCUGGAGGCCAGGCUGCGGGAGACCGAGAAACUAUGCCAGCUAGAGCCGGAGGGGCGCGUGAAGGUGGACCUGGUGCUGCGGGUGGCCGAAACCCUCCUGGCGUGCUGCCGUGAGGACCAGAAGCCCGAGAUCCUGGCCCAGCUGAAGGACAUCAAAGCCCAAUGGGAGGAGACGGUCACCUACAUGACUCACUGUCACAGCCGCAUCGAGUGGGUGUGGCUACACUGGAGCGAGUACCUGCUGGCUCGAGAUGAGUUCUACCGCUGGUUCCAGAAGAUGAUGGUGGUGCUGGAGGCCCCCGUGGAGCUGCAGGUGGGCCUGAAGGAGAAGCAGUGGCAGCUGAGCCACGCCCAGGUGCUGCUGCACAAUGUGGGCAACCAGGCCGUGCUCCUGGACCGGCUGCUGGAGGAGGCGGCCUCCCUGUUCAACAGGAUCGGGGACCCCAGUGUGGACGAAGAUGCCCAGAAGAGGAUGAAGGCCGAGUACGGUGCGGUGAAGGCCAAAGCCCAGGACAGAGUGAGUCUGCUGGAGCAGAUGACCCGGGAGCAUGAGCAUUUCCAGGCAGAUGUGGACGAGUUCCAGUUGUGGCUGAAGGCAGUGGUGGAAAAGGUGAGCAGCUGCGUGGGACGGAGCUGCAGACUGUCCACCCAGCACCGUCUCUCCAUGCUGCAGGACAUCACCGAUGAUUUUCCCCAGGGUGAGAAGUCCUUGAGGAGGCUGGAGGAACAGGCUGUGGGCAUCAUCCAGAACACCUCUCCUCUGGGUGCAGAGAGGAUCACCGAGGGACUGGAGGACAUGCGCAGAGUUCUGGAGAAGCUGUGCGUCCUCUGGAAGGAGGAGGAGGAGCGGCUGCAGGGCCUGCUCAGGUCCAUGGGGGCCUGUGAGCAGCAGUGGCAGCAGCUGGAGGCCGAGCUGGGAGAGUUCAGGAAGGACCUCCAGAGGCUGGCCAAGGAGGCCCUGGAGCCCGCAGCAAAGGCGGGGACCGAGGACGAGCUGGUGGCCCGCUGGAGACUUUACUCGGCGACGCGGACAGCGCUGGUCGCUGAAGAGCCCCGGGUGGCCCGGCUGCAGGCCCAGCUGAAGGAGCUCAUCACCCUCUCCCGUAACCCGCAGCCUCUCUCCGACAGCGUGGUCGCUGCCCUCCAGGAGUUCCAGAGCAUGAAGGGGAAGAGCACCAAGCUUCGCAAUGCCACAGGGCUGGAGCUGUGGCAGCGUUUCCAGCGGCCUCUGCAGGAUCUGCAGCUGUGGAGGGCCCUGGCCCAGAGGCUCCUGGAUGUUACCGCCAGCCUGCCAGACCUGCCCUCCAUUCACACCUUCCUGCCCCAGAUCGAGGCGGCCCUGGCCGAAAGCUCCCGCUUGAAGGAGCAGCUGACGGUGCUGCAGCUGAAGAAAGACUUGCUGAGGAGCAUCUUCGGCCAGGACAGAGCGGCGGCCCUCUUGGAGCAGGUGGUGAGCUCCGUGCGGGACCGGGACCUGCUGCACAACAGCCUUCUGCAGAGGAAAAGCAAGCUGCAGAGCUUGCUGGCCCAACACAAAGAUUUUGGGGCUGCUUUUAAGCCCCUCCAGAAGAAGCUCUCAGACCUCCAUGGCAGGGUCCAAGCUGAGAAUGGGCUUCAGCAGGACCUUCCUGGGAAACAGGCCCAGCUUUCAAGGUUGCAGGGGCUGCAGGAAGAGGCGCUGGACCUGGGGGCACAGAUGGAGGCCAUGAGGCCUCUCGUCCAAGGGAACCCCAGCCACCAGCACAAAAUGGACCAGAUUUCCACCGACUACCAGGCCCUGCAGAGGUCUCUGGAGGAUCUCACGGACAGGAGCCAGCAGAGUGUGCGGGAACACUGCACCUUCCACCACGAGCUGCUGGAGCUGCGACAGUGGAUUGCCAUGGUCACUCAGAAGCUGGAAUCACACCAGGAGGAUGCGGGCCCAUGGGACGCCCAGUCCCAAGAGGUCAAAGUCGAGAGGCUGCUGGCUGAAUUCCCGGAGAAGGAGGCCCAGCUGCCCCUGGUCGAAGCGCACGGCCAGCUGGUGAUGAAGAAGUCUUCUCCGGAAGGGGCUGCCGUGGUCCAGGAGGAGCUAGAGGAGCUGAUGGAGUCGUGGCAGGCCCUGAGGCAGCUGGAGGAAAGCCUGCUGAUCCUCAUCAGAAACCGGCAACUGCAAAAGACGGAAGUGGAUUCAGGGAAGAAAAUGAUUUUCACCAACAACAUCCCGAAGGCUGGGUUUCUCAUCGAUCCCAUGGAUCCUGUUUCCAGGCGUCCCCGUCAGGCAAACCCGCUCCAGGAAGACGGCAGCCAUGAAGGUUUCUCCCAGCUCCUGAGGGACUUCGAGCAGUGGUUAGAGGUGGAAAAUGCCAAGCUGGUUAGAAUCAUCGCGAUGAGAACGGCCACCGCCAAGGAUUUGAAGACCAGGGAAACGAAGCUACAGGAGCUGGAGGCUCGGGUGCCAGAAGGUCAGCAUCUCUUCGAGAACCUCCUCCAUCUCGGGCCAGCAAGGGAGACCUCCAACGAGCUGGAGGACUUGCGUUACCAGUGGAUGCUGUACAAGUCCAAGCUCAAGGACUCUGGCUACCUGCUGACACAGAGUUCUCCAGGGGAGCCGACUGGAUUCCAGAAGAGUCUGCGGUGGCCGGCGCGGUGGCGAGGACUCCGCUCCCUCUUCCCGAAGGUGUGCCGCGUGGCGCUCCCCCUGCAGCUCCUGUUCUUACUCUUGCUGCUCUUCCUGCUCCCCGUCGGGGAGGACAGCCGCAGCUGCUCCAUGGUCAACAACUUUGCCAGCUCCUUCAGGCUCAUGCUCCGCUACAGCGGCCCGCCGCCCACCUGACCCCAGGCGGCCCCUCUCCAUCCCUCCGCUCUCCCCAGCACUGCUUCGGGGGCUGCGGAGGCAGGCGGCCGACGGACACGUACUCUACUGACGUUCUCCAAAGAAAACCACUUUUUAUACGGUGUCGUCUUAGUCUAUUUAUACAGAAGCUGUCCUGUGUGUGACUAGGGGAUACUGGAUAGAAUUUUUAUAGCCUCUGUAUGUAGAUGCUCAGUCUUUAUCGUUUCAUAUAUGAUGUCUCUUUGUGGGGGGCGGAUUCCUAGCACUUUGUGGGUCCAGUGGGAUUGGGUGGCAUUUUGCCUUGGUCUGCAGUCCCCCUCCUCCCCUGCCCUGAAAAGCAGGAGCAAAUAACAUGUCACUUAUGGCCACCGCUUGCCCGGAAGCCAAGCCCCGAGCCCAGCUGUUAGUGAGAAGACCCCUGAGCUGCGGACGUGGAAGAGCCACGCAGGCCCUCCCUCGGCGCCCGGUUACUCUUGCUUUAAGUACAGUGAGGACAAAGGACAGCAGCUUAGACUCUGUGGGUUGGAAGCAGAAGCGGUGAUUAUCGAAGGCGGGCCUGGUGACAGCAGUGACAAGUGACAAGUGAUAGAGUGGUAUCAAGGAAGGAAAAGAAGAGCUAUAGCGAGCAGACCCAGAGCAAUGAAACAGCACACAGCAGGGGGCUCCGUGGGCGGGGGCGGGAGCGCUAACCACAACCCCCCGCCCCCCCAGCCUCCCAUAGCACAGAGUGACAGUGGAGGUCCGCGGCCAUGACACUGAUCCGAAGGCACGCUGAGCUGGGGCCCCACGUGCUGUGUGCAAGGAGAAGGGAAGGAGAGUAACUUAGUCGCGGGAGUCUUCAUGCAGAAUGGGGAGCGCGCUGUGUGCGGCACCCCCAGGAAGAUGCGUCCCUUCUGUUGCUCUCUGCUUUUUCACGGUCUGCGACUCAAGCCGAAGGGCCAGAAGGGGAGCAGCUGGGAGGCCAGGCACCAGGGAUCGAGGGUCCAGGACAGAGAUCAGAGAUGGACCUUGGAGCUGAGCCUGUCUGCGGGGCUCUGCCUCUUCCUCCCCGGAGAAGGGACUUCAGAGAGGGGCGGGUCUUCUGGGCCCCGAGUGUCCCACACAUGGCCUCACAAGGGGCCAUGGCCCAGGCCGCCCCAAACCCCAAAGGAGGCUCCCUCUGGGCAGGGCAAGGCUGUUAAUCUCCCUGCAGCCCCUAGGGAGGGGCCCUGCGCUGGGCCCUGAGGCCAGAAACAUGUCCCUUCCUCCCCAGGGAAUUUUGGAUGGCUCCUAAGGGCGUUAUAACUGGAUCGUGUUUUUCCUCAAUCAACACUAAGUGUCCUUUCAGAAAACGCCUAGUGCCCAUUCUUUACAAACUGACUUCGUCUGUAGGAGACCAAGACGGGGUCCUGCAGGCCUUUGGGGUCACAAAGUGUCCAGACCCAGAAAGGCCCUGUAAAGGGAGGGAAACGGGGGAUCCAGGAGGGUCCUGACUGCCGGCACCAAGCCCCUUCCCGCAGCACUCCUGCACACUCAGCUCCUCCCUCUCCAGCGGCCGAGGAGGGCCGGAACCCAGGCUUCCCUGAAACUCAGAGGAGCUGGACAUUCACAGGCAGGCAGAUGGUACUGCCCAGAAGAGGUCUUGGUUCGCACUCACACUUUUCUCCAGAUACCAGGAAACCGAGCCACAAGACCAUUCUCCAGGGACCACUGCCGUGGAAAAUCAGGGCUGAGUGAGCCAAGGCCUUGGGCCCAGCUGGCCAAGCCCAGGUGCUCACUGGGCCGUGCGGGUCUGGUGCUGGAAGGUCAGACUAUGGCAGGGCCUACGAGCAAUCUCCGUUCCCACGCUCCCACUUUGCAGGCAGGGAGGCUGAGGCCCAGAGAGGGGAGGAACUUAGCCAUGGCCACACAGCGAGAGGCAGGAAGGCCAGACAGAGCCAGGCACCCCCACCCCCAGGCUCACUGUAGCGGGAACCCCCAUGUCAGGAGCUCCAUCAAGGAGCAGGUGCUCCAGGCGAAGGCUGCUGUGUCCCCUGUGGCCCAUGUCGGGAAGGGGGGAUCUGCACUGUGCAGGCUGUUGGCCGGGAGGGGCGGGAGUGGAGAAUGUCUCUGCAUAUUUUUUAAACUUUGAUAAGGAGGCCAUAGAGCCUGCUUGUUUGCAUAACUUUUUUAAAAGAGAAUUGAUAUUUUCAUUACUUUCCUAUAAAUACAGUUGUGAAAUAAUA